CUCUCUCUCUGCCUUGGCGUCUCGGGGCCGGGGCGGCUUCUCUCCCACCUAACUCGCUUCGCUUCUCCCUCUCGCUCUCCUCCCGUGUCCACGCGCGAGAGGAGGGCGAGGAGGAGGGAGGGGCGCCAUGGACGCGCGGGCCCGGGAGGCGGCGGAGAGCAGCGGCGCCGCGCUGCCGCUCGCCGUGCGGGAGCUCGUCGCUGGAGGGGUCGCCGGAGGCGUCGCCAAGUCCGCCGUCGCGCCGCUCGAGCGCGUCAAGAUUCUCUUCCAGACAAGAAGAGCAGAGUUUCAUGGUUCUGGAUUGAUAGGAUCCUUCCAAACUAUCUUUCGGACAGAAGGUCUUUUAGGGUUUUACAGGGGAAAUGGAGCUAGUGUUGCUCGAAUUGUUCCUUAUGCAGCUUUGCAUUAUAUGGCCUAUGAAGAAUACCGCCGAUGGAUCAUUCUUGGUUUUCCUAAUAUUGAGCAAGGGCCUGUUCUUGAUCUCAUGGCCGGAUCGAUAGCUGGAGGAACAGCUGUCAUAUGCACAUACCCUCUUGAUCUAGUCCGCACAAAGCUGGCUUAUCAGGUAAAAGGUGCAGUGAAUAUCGGUUUCAGAGAAUCUAAGCCCUCUCAGCAGGUUUACAAAGGGAUCAUGGAUUGUGUCAAAACAAUAUACAGACAAAAUGGACUGAAAGGCCUAUACCAUGGCAUGGCUCCAUCACUAUAUGGAAUCUUCCCUUACUCUGGUCUUAAGUUCUACUUUUAUGAGAAGAUGAAGACUCAUGUUCCUGAAGAGCACAGAAAAGAUAUCAUAGCAAAACUUGGUUGUGGAUCAGUUGCUGGUUUGCUAGGACAGACAAUAACAUACCCCCUUGAUGUUGUUAGGCGGCAAAUGCAGGUUCAGGCCCUUUCAUCAUCCAGCCUUGUGGGGAAAGGAACAUUUGAAAGCCUUGUUAUGAUAGCGAAACAGCAAGGUUGGCGACAACUAUUCUCAGGAUUAUCUAUCAACUAUUUGAAGGUUGUACCAUCUGUAGCCAUAGGAUUUACUGUUUAUGACUCGAUGAAGGUUUGGCUUAAAGUUCCAUCAAGGGAGGAAGCAGCAACUGUUGCUGUAUUGACAGAAGAAAGAAGUAAUGCAGCUCCUAUUCACUCCAGUUAGAAUGAGUUUAACUCUUUCGAUGAUGUGAUGCUCCUUGCUGCCUUAACAUUCAUAAGGCGUGUAGUAUAGCAUUCUUUUUUGGAGCCGCAUCGCCAUAGUUACUAGGCUUCAACAAUAAAAUGGAGGUAGUGAUCGACCAUCAAUAAGCCCAUAAGCAAGUCGUCGAUGCCAAGAAACAUCCUAGCAUUUAACAAGAGGUACAUAAUUCCUUGCAAAUUACCAAUUCUUGUGGAAUUUCACCCUGUACAGAUUCUGUAUAUAAUUGAAUAGUAGCUUGUCUCAAACUGAGAAGUUCUUGGUGAGGUCAGAAUUCAGAACCUUGUUUAGUUCCAAAAAAAAAAACUCAGAGCCUUUCAAAGCUAAUAUGCUCGUCUUUCUACUUCUGCUUGUUGAUUAAAAAGCUGAGUUCAGACUUGGGA
Molecule: messenger RNA, 1557 nt
Organism: Phragmites australis (common reed)
Lineage: Eukaryota; Viridiplantae; Streptophyta; Magnoliopsida; Poales; Poaceae
Product: mitochondrial carrier protein CoAc2
Exons: 7
Coding region: 128-1138 (336 amino acids)
Biological process (GO): transmembrane transport
Source: RefSeq, a predicted model, not a curated record